AUGGUUGACAACAUUUGCGCAAAGUUGCAGCCUAUGUCUGGUGAUUUGGCUAAGGGUUUCAAGGUUAUGGCCAUAGACUCAAUCAAACUUCUCUUCGCCCUGAUUGCGGCUGUCAAUGCGGCUUACAGCUUGGCUCCAUACGCCCAGACACGCCAUAACCCUGCCAUACCAGGAUGGCACAGCGACCCCAGUUGUAUCUUUGUCCCUGACAGAGACAAUACCACCUUUUGCGCGUCGUCAACGUUCCUCCUAACGCCCGGAAUCCCAAUUUACGCCAGUAAAGAUCUCACAGCUUGGAGACUAGCCAGCCACGCACUUUCCCGAGAAGCUCAAUACCCGGAGUUCAAUCUAUCCAUUCCCCAGACCGAUGGAAUCUGGGCUCCUACACUCAGAUAUCACAGGGGUGACAACGCUUGGAAUGUCCCCGUUCAGUAUCAAGCCGAGUCCAUUGAUCCAGACCUUUUCUGGGACGACGAUGUGGACGUUACGACUGGUGGCCUAGGGGAACCAAGGCGAAUCUGGAAUGGUAGCACUGGCAACUUCCUUGAGGGCCCCCAACUUUACAAAAAGGAUGGCUUUUACUAUCUCCUGGCAGCUGAGGACGGCUCAGGACUGAAUCACUCCGUUACGAUAGCCCGGUCAAAGAGUCUCUGGGGCCUUUACCAAGGUUACGAGAAGAAUCCUGUCUUGACAAACAGGAAUACCUCGGAGUAUUUCCAGAACAUCGGGCAUGCGGAUCUGUUUCAAGAUGCGAAUGGCCAUUGGUGGUCUUCUGCUUUAACUUGGCGCUCUGGCCCAGAGGGGCAGACAUAUCCCAUGAGCCGGGAAAUGGCCUUGACACCUGUGACCUGGAAACAAGGAGACUGGCCCUCUUUUGCGCCCGUGCGUGGAAUUCAGGAAGGAUGGUAUCUUCCACCCUCAAAAGCUAUUCCUGGUGACGGACCUUUUGUCAAUGAUCCAGAUAUAGUUGUUUUUGAGCCCAACUCUACCCUCCCUCGUAAUUUUGCCUUCUGGCGUUGGCCCAACAAAAAGUCAUAUACCGUCUCCCCCCCUGGGCAUCCUAGGACGCUCAGGCUGACACCAUCAAUGGCAAGCAUUACGUCUGGGUACAACAAUUACACAGCCGGAUAUGACUGUACAGAUUUCACUCUCAUUAUGCGCCGACAGACAGAUACACUGUUUCAGUACAGCGUUGACGUUUCCUUCGCGCCAACGGUAGAAAAUGAGGAAGUUGGGGUAACAGUGUUUCUCAACCAAGUCCAAAACAUCAAUCUUGGUAUCGCAAUACUGCCCGCCAAUUCCACCAACAAAACAGACUCGACGCUGAAGCCUCACUUACGUUUUCUGGUAUCUGGACUUGUGAGCAAUGAGAAGGAUAUACCAAGUCCUUUCGUUACAUCUGUGCCAAGUCCUUGGUCGCAAGAUCCUAUUCGCUUGAUCAUCCGUGCAGAGAAUGAAACCCAUUAUUCAUUCUUCGCUGCUUCAAGCUCUCGCCCAUGGGAUCUUCUGAGAUUAGGGCAGGCUCCUGCGACAAUAGUGAGUGGUGGAGUUGGACCGUUUACGGGCUCUUUGGUAGGGGUUUAUGCGACCACUAAUAAUGGAAAGGGGUCAACCAAGUCAUAUAUCUCCAGAUGGAGAUACUUCGGCCUUGCCCAGGAGAUUGGGAAUGGAGACCUUGUUCACUCUUAG
Messenger RNA from Penicillium arizonense, 1689 nucleotides. RefSeq lists its product as uncharacterized. The coding region runs from base 1 to 1689 and encodes 562 amino acids. Gene Ontology annotation, biological process: carbohydrate metabolic process. Gene Ontology annotation, molecular function: hydrolase activity, hydrolyzing O-glycosyl compounds. The record is from RefSeq and is a predicted model, not a curated record. Lineage: Eukaryota; Fungi; Ascomycota; Eurotiomycetes; Eurotiales; Aspergillaceae. The transcript is spliced from 5 exons.